Alnus glutinosa is the source of this 970-nucleotide messenger RNA. Its product is annotated as umecyanin-like. Gene Ontology annotation, molecular function: electron transfer activity. Lineage: Eukaryota; Viridiplantae; Streptophyta; Magnoliopsida; Fagales; Betulaceae. Gene Ontology annotation, cellular component: plasma membrane. The record is from RefSeq and is a predicted model, not a curated record. The transcript is spliced from 2 exons. Bases 303 to 833 code for a protein of 176 amino acids.
AGGCUCAUGAGUCAUGGAAGUCGCUAUUGAGAAAGAGAGAGUUUUCUUCUUUUUCUUUAAUGUUUCCUAUUUUUCGUACUUUCUAGUCCCUUUUCUCCACCGACUUCUUUUGACCCGUUCAAGCAGUGACUUUACUACUUGAUCAACUUCUUGAACCAUAUGUUAGGACUCCCUUUAUAUAUAUAUCCCCAAGAUUAGCAGAAGGCCUUCCAAGCCUCACCAUCUCUCAGACCCAGAAAGCCAAGACACAAAAGAGAGUACAGGGGCGACCUGAUCACUGCUUGGUGAGAGAACACACACAGAUGGCUUCAACAAUGAACGUGACACUUCUUGUUGUAGCUCUGAUUGCAGCAGCAACAGUGCUACCUGGAACACAAGCUGCUGAAUAUGUGGUAGGAGAUGCCACUGGUUGGACUAUUCCUAGCAGCGCUAACUUUUACUCCGACUGGGCUACCGGCAAGAACUUUUCUGCCGGUGAUAUUCUGGUCUUCAACUUCGCCCCUAAUGUACAUGACGUUGCGACAGUUAACGAAACCGCUUUUGGUGCGUGCGAGAAAAGCAAUCCUCUCAGCAUUACAAGCACUGGACCAGCCAAUAUCACCCUCACCAGCGGAAACCACUACUUCAUCUGUACCAUCGGACAGCACUGCGCCGGUGGACAAAAGUUAGCCGUUAUUAAUGUCACGGCUGCUUCGUCCGGCACUCCAACUCCACCCGGAGUACCUAGUCCCCCGCCGCCUCCUCCAAGUGCGCCCUCAUCAGCCUCAUCUCUUGCUGCUACUUUCUCUUUUAUUCUCAUGACCAUUGCCUCGACUAUCUUUUGUCUAUUUUAGUUUCGUUUAAUUUCUAGUCUAUCUCAUGUAUACACGGAGCUUAAUUAUAUAUGUGGGGUUUUGUUAUUUCAUGUAUGCACAAUUCGCAAUAUUUGCUGAUAUUAUUUGUGUAUGAAUAAAUUAAAUAUUUUACAUGA